AUGGGUGGACCAACAGCUAAGACUUUCUUGGGAUGGUGGGGCAGCUUGGGUGGCCCUACCCAGAAGGGUAUCACCUCUUAUGCGGUGUCGCCUUACGCGCAGAAACCCCUCGCCGGUAUUUACCACAACGCGGUUUUCAACACCUUCAGAAGAGUCAAGGCUCAGGCCUUGUACUUGGUCAUCCCAGCUGGAUUGUACUGGAUGUGGUGGGUCAACUGCAGAGACUACAACGAGUACCUGUACACCAAGGCCGGUAAGGAGGAGCUCGACAGGGUCAACGUCUAA
Lachancea thermotolerans CBS 6340 is the source of this 285-nucleotide messenger RNA. It is a transcript of the gene QCR8, whose product is annotated as ubiquinol--cytochrome-c reductase subunit 8. Bases 1 to 285 code for a protein of 94 amino acids. The record is from RefSeq and is a predicted model, not a curated record. The transcript has a single exon. Gene Ontology annotation, biological process: mitochondrial electron transport, ubiquinol to cytochrome c. NCBI's taxonomy places the organism in Eukaryota, Fungi, Ascomycota, Saccharomycetes, Saccharomycetales, Saccharomycetaceae.